AGCAUUCGUCUUGCCCGCCUUCGUCCGAUGAAGACGACGCAGCCAAGCCCGAUGAGCGGCGGCGACUACGUCGCCGGCAAGCCCUCCAACGACGACGCCAGCAUGGACCGCCUGAGCACGCUCCCCAACAGCGUCCUGCUCCACGUCCUCGCGGGCCUCGGGGACGCCGCCGCCGCCGGUCGGACAAGCGUGCUCUCCGGCCGCUGGCGCCACCUCUGGGCGCUGCUCCCGGAGCUCCGCUUCGUCCCUCGCUCCCCCAAGCCCGGCCUCAUCGCGUCGGCGCUGGCGGCCCACGAAGCGGACCUCAGGAAUCUCGACGUGACGACGCAGGACGCCGCCCGGGAGACUGUGGCGGCGUGGCUCCGCGUCGCCGCGCGCCGGCUCGCCGGCAGCCUCGUCUUCACCAACCAGGAUGUGCCCCGGAACGGAAGAGACUCCGACGACGACGACGGCGAGGGGAGAAGAAGCGUCUACGACGAGCGUCCCCGCCGGAGAGGCGUGGCCAGAGACGACGACGACGCCAAGCAGGGACGAGGCGCGUUCGAGCUUCCCUGCCUCGACAGGGCCACCAGUGUCUCCCUCGACCUGGGUCACCUCGGCCUCACCAUGCCACGCGCCGGCGCCUUCGCCCGGCUGACCGAGUUCAGCCUGAUCAACGCCCAGCUCCCCGGCGGCGGCCCCUGCGCGCUCGGCGACGCCGUCUCCUCCCGACGGUGCCCGUGCCUGCAGAGGCUCACGAUCAUGGACGUCCCCGGUGUGGAGGACUUGACCGUCCGCUCUGAUUCCCUCCGGCACAUGGAGCUGACCCGCGUGCGCGACCUGCGGCAACUCGCCAUCGUCGCGCCGGCGCUGGAGCACCUGCAGGUGCUGCUCUGCUUCUACCGCCACUGGCCUCGACGACGGCCGGUGGCCAGCAUCACGGCGCGUCAGCUGAAGGUGCUCAAGUGGGGGGAUCCAUUCGAUCGGAGGUCCGUCCAGCUUGGGAAGAAGCAUCUCGAGGCAGUGUGCCCAGACCUGUUCUUGGUGUAUGGAAUUUGGCCCAACAAUGGUUGCCUUGAGCUCUUGCGCUGCUUCAACAACAUCGAAACACUUAGCCUCACACUCGUCCACCCUCCGGACAUUAACAACAAACCAUGCUUACUGAAAAACAUGAAAAUGCUGCCGGGCGUUACAUUCCUGAACCUGUCUGUAAUUUCAAACGGGCAUGCCUUUGGGGCCAGCUUAUUCCAUGUUCUCAGGUUGUGUUCUAGUACAAGAAAGUUGACUCUGCAUAUUUCCGGCAAAGGUCUGGAGCUUGAGAAACAAACUGCUUGUCCACCAGGUUGCAUUUGUGAUGAGCAACAGGACUGGAAAUUCGAGGAACUCUUGCUGAACCACCUCCAAGAAGUUGAAAUCACUGAGUUGAGAGGAUAUGAGCAUGAAGUUAUCUUUCUGAAGCAUCUACUCGGCUGGGCUACAGAGCUAAAGAAGAUGACAAUAUUUUUCAAUUCUUUGGUGACUGAAAGCAUGGCCAGAAAGUCAUACCAGAUACUACGAAGGUUCUCUAGGCUAGAAAUAUCCAUGGAUUUUUACAUGGAAAAGAGCACGAUGACAGUGUCGUAUGUGCCCAAAGACUAAAGCACUAGCUGCGCUGCUACUUGACAUCAGUUUAAGCGCUAGACAUCGGCAAAAGCCAAGGAGUUCUUUCGAGUUCGGUUCUUAGAAUGGGGAAAUGUCUAGAAUUUUAUGUUUGUUAGUUUACAGCAAUAUUGCAUCAGAAGACCAAGGAAUAGGGUGUGACUAAGAGCUGACUGUUUUUAUUGUUGUUACAGGCUUAAUUGCACCAGCAUUUUUAGCUUGUAAAUUACCUAUGUAAUAAUGCAA
Molecule: messenger RNA, 1863 nt
Organism: Sorghum bicolor (sorghum)
Lineage: Eukaryota; Viridiplantae; Streptophyta; Magnoliopsida; Poales; Poaceae
Exons: 3
Coding region: 28-1617 (529 amino acids)
Molecular function (GO): protein binding
Source: RefSeq, a predicted model, not a curated record